UCGAUAUCAAACGUGACAGCGCAUACGACAAACACAUGCGGCAAAUAUAAAUUUAGUUAACAAUUUUGUUUCGCAUAUAUUUCAGUGUCAUGUCGCAAAAUAACAACAGCAAUAACAACAAGUGUAAGCGCAAGAUAUUAACACAGCGUCAUGCAUGCUCUAGAAUGAAUUUUCUAUACCAGGCGGCCAAUCUCAUGGCGCACAGCAACAACAAUACGCUGGCCGCCUACUAUGGCAAAUUGUGUCGCAAUGUCGGUACUAAAUCGCUAAUGCACAUGUCGCCAGCAUUGAAGCGCACACUUUGCAAACGCUGUUCGCUGCCCUUAUUGCCCGGCGUGAAUACAACUCUGCAGCUGGACAAGAAGCCAGAAGAGGAGACGUCCUUGGAUGAGGAGAAAGAGAAGACGCCAAAUAAACGGAGUCGUCGACGUAAAGCAAAGAGUAAAUCGGUUGGAGCUGCUUCCGUCGACGAGCAAACCAAGCUGGAACUCGAGUGCAGCUUGUGUCAAGCGAAGCGUCGGUUUCAGCUCAACACAAACAAUGAAUGCUGGGUCGAGAGUGCGGCAGCAAUUGUCCAAACUAUCACAGUAAGCAAGCCAUCGGCAGAGGAACGCCCAGAGUUGUGAUAA
Drosophila sulfurigaster albostrigata is the source of this 629-nucleotide messenger RNA. It is a transcript of the gene Rpp21, whose product is annotated as ribonuclease P protein subunit p21. The record is from RefSeq and is a predicted model, not a curated record. Lineage: Eukaryota; Metazoa; Arthropoda; Insecta; Diptera; Drosophilidae. The transcript has 2 exons. Gene Ontology annotation, cellular component: nucleolar ribonuclease P complex. Gene Ontology annotation, biological process: tRNA processing. The coding region runs from base 90 to 626 and encodes 178 amino acids.